AUGAGCAUCCUGUGUUUUGGGAGUGUGAAACCAGGCUCAUAUGCGCAGUUUAAGGGCUUGACAAGAGAGACCAAGUCCUGCAUUCUGGGGCUCAAAACCAGGCUCACCUGGCCCAUUUUGGGGCUUCAGACCAGGCUCACUGGGCCAGUUUCGGGUUUGGGAACUGGAGCCCAAGUCCUGUAUGCUGGGGCUCAGGCCACGUCCCCCGUGUCGGUGCUGGAAAAGCAGAGCCCCAGCCCCGCCUCGCUGGGACCGGGCCCGGGCUCACGGGGGCAGCCGGAGGGUCGGAAGGCAGCGACCGAGCCCGGCCUCCCCGGGCUCCGGGGGCUUGAGGCCGGGCUCAGCCUGCUUGCCCGGUGCUGGGGCUCAGGAGACAGACCCGGCCCCGGGUUCGGGGGCUCAGGACCGGCCCCCGUCGCUGCUGCGGGGCCGGGCGGCGGAGCCCCAGCCCCGCGGGUUCCCGGGGAGGGUGCGGGGGCAGACGGCGCUGCCGGAGGAGCCGGGAGGCCCCUUCCCCGGGGGUCGGAGGGUGCGGCGGGACCCGGGCAGACGGUGCCGGGGCAGCCCCAGCCCUCGUCCGGCGUCUGCGCGGAGCCGCCGGUGCCUGUUCCGGGAGACCGGCCCCGGCAGAGCCCCAGCGGGAGCGGGAGAGGCGGGACUUGGGCCCCCGGUCCCCGCUCGGCCCCGGAGCGCGGCUCCUCCUGCCCGCGGCGCCGGGACGGGGAGGGCCAGGCGGGGCUGGGGGCUCCGGAGCGGCCGGUCCCCCGGCUGCUCGGGGCGGGAGAGAGCCCCGGGCCCCGCACCCCGCCCGGCCGGGGCUCCCCCGCCGGCACCGCGCGCCCGCGAGGCCCGGCCCCGGCCUCCCCGUCCCCGGGCUCCGCACCGCCCCGGAGAAGCCGCCGAGCCCGGCCGGGGCUCCGUCCCCGCGUCCCGAGCCACGGGUCCCGCCCGACACCCCCGACCCGGUACCGACGUCCGCCGCUGCCGGCGCCGGUCUGGCGGCGGAAGAGGAGGCGAGGAGGGGCGGGGCCUCGGCGCGCAUGCGCGGGGCGGGGCAGGCACAGGUGCGAGCGGGCGGGGCCUCAGGGCACCUGCGCGGGGCGGGGCGGGCACAGGUGCGACCGGGCGGGGCGGGGCCUGGGUGCGCCUGCGCGGGGCGGGGCGGGCACAGUUUCGCCCGGUUUCCCUCGCCCAGCCCCGUCCCGGCACCCCGAGGCCGCCCAGGGCAGGCGGGAGGCGGCGUCACCCCCGGUUCCCGAGAACCACGGCCGGAGCCGCCCCGGAGAAAACGGGACACCCUACCCCGGCGCGGCUACAACCGGUGCCCGACACAGCGGCACCCUCGCUCCGGCCCCGGCCCGGGGCACGCCCGGAGGCGCCGGUGUCCGCUCGGCCCCGGGCGGGGAGACGCGGCGGCAGCCGCAGGAGCAGCCGCGACGGAAAAGCAGCCCCAGCGCGGCCGCCCGGAGCCGGGCCCCGAGCCCGGCAGAGUCCCUGGGAGCCGAGACCGAGACCGAGACCGGGACCGGGACCGGGACCGGGACCGGGACCGGGACGCCGCUCCCGCCUCCGCCGCCGCCGCCGCCGCGCCAGUCCCGCGACGACGGCGCCCCCUGGCGGGCGCGAGUGGGUUUUGAAGCCUCGGGGACCUGCCGCGCACCUGCCCCGCACGGCGGCGCCCCCUGGCGGGCGCGAAGGGACACCGGUGAGACCACCGGGGCAGGUGGAGGCCGGUGGGAGCCGGGGAGGAAUUUGGGGAGGACAGCGGCACUGCUGGGCCUGACAGCCCCCCCUUCCCUCCCCACCGGUGGGGUGUGA
Molecule: messenger RNA, 1818 nt
Organism: Aquila chrysaetos chrysaetos
Lineage: Eukaryota; Metazoa; Chordata; Aves; Accipitriformes; Accipitridae
Product: collagen alpha-1(I) chain-like
Exons: 4
Coding region: 1-1818 (605 amino acids)
Source: RefSeq, a predicted model, not a curated record